AUGGAGAUUCCAAAAGUAGAUAUUAGAUCAAGAAAAUUGAUAAAAGCGUUCAUUCCAACCCCGACCACCCUUAACCACCAUAAAAUGGGCUUUAAAGAUGAGGUGGUCGCCGCUAUUAAUGUCCGCCUCAUUCUCUUCUAUUCCGCGAUGGUCGGCGGUGUGGACACCACCAUCAACUUCAUCACUCAACUCGAAAACUCAUUAGCACAAUGUUUGUCACGAUUCUACCCCAUUGCUGGUAGAUACAACCAUCAAAUUCGUGCCAUCGAAUAUAACAACGAAGGUGCUGAAUUCGUACAAGCUAGAAUUCAAAACAAUGUGAAGCUACAAGACAUGUUAGACCCGAAAUUAAACCCUGGAAUACUAAACAAUUUGCUCCCAUGUGGCACGUGUGAUGCUGGUGAGAUCAUUGACCCGUUGCUUGUGAUCCAAGCAACAGUGUUUGAUUGUGGUGGCUUGACGUUAGGUGUCUCCAUUUCACACAAGGUUGCGGAUGCAGCAACCUUGUGUACCUUUCUUAAUGAUUGGGCUGCAUUGACUCGAGGGGAAAUCACCCUCGAGUCAAUCAGCCCAAAAUUUUGUUCAUCUGAGUUUCUCCCUCCUAGAGGUUUCUUAGAUUUUGAUCCGCCCUUACCACGUAGCUUAAAGCACAAAUUUGAGAAUGAAUACAUAACCAAAAGAGUCUUGUUUAGUGAAAAGGAAAUAUCGAUGAUGAAGGAAAAAGUUAAUGGCGGCCAAAGCUAUUCGAGAGUACAAGUGGUUUCCGCUAUGAUAUGGAAGGCCCUAAUCGACGUAGAUCGAGCAAAACAUGGUCAUCCACGAGCGUCAAUGCUCUUUCAACCCGUUAAUAUCCGUGGGAAAACAACACCAUCCAUACCAAAUGAUUCUUGUGGGAAUCUAGGUGGAUUCAUCAUCACAGAAUGCCCGAUAGCUCAAACAUUAUCAAUGGGAUUUGAAUGCUUAGCAGGUUUGUUACAUGAUUCGAUCAAGAAAACAAUUGAUCAACUAGGUAAAUUGAGUUCAAAGAGCGAAGAACUGCAAACGUUGGUUUUCGAUUCUUUUGUAAAGAGUGAAACUCGCGACGAGCUGGUGAGUGUGUUUCCACUUACCAGCUGGUGCAAGUUUCCAUUUUAUGAGGUGGAUUUCGGGUUGGGACCGCCAGUGUGGGCGGCAAGCUCGGCGGGCCCGGUGAGCAUGGUGACUUUGAUGGAUGGUCAAGGUGGGUUUGGGGUUGAUGCUUAUGUGAAUCUGCAAACGGAUGACAUGCAUUGUUUUGAAAAGGUGUUUGAUAUGUCUGAGUUUGUUGUUGAGUGA
Molecule: messenger RNA, 1314 nt
Organism: Erigeron canadensis
Lineage: Eukaryota; Viridiplantae; Streptophyta; Magnoliopsida; Asterales; Asteraceae
Product: pelargonidin 3-O-(6-caffeoylglucoside) 5-O-(6-O-malonylglucoside) 4'''-malonyltransferase-like
Exons: 1
Coding region: 1-1314 (437 amino acids)
Source: RefSeq, a predicted model, not a curated record